Messenger RNA from Perkinsus marinus ATCC 50983, 1885 nucleotides. RefSeq lists its product as hypothetical. The transcript is spliced from 11 exons. NCBI's taxonomy places the organism in Eukaryota, Perkinsozoa, Perkinsida, Perkinsidae. The record is from RefSeq and is a predicted model, not a curated record. The coding region runs from base 1 to 1299 and encodes 432 amino acids. Gene Ontology annotation, biological process: heme biosynthetic process. Gene Ontology annotation, molecular function: protoheme IX farnesyltransferase activity. Gene Ontology annotation, cellular component: mitochondrion; membrane.
AUGUUGCUCAUUAGUUCGUCAUCGUCGUCAAGACGAUUCCCCGUUUCGGUGACUAGCAAAAUCAUAAACUCAGCUAAGGUUUUCGCCGGUGUAGAAAUGAGGAAUAGUAUAUGUAUUAUUACAACUCGUACAUCGACUUCUACUGGUGCUCCUACAGAUAUCAAAUCACCACUUGUGAAUUUGAAAGUGGCACGUUUAGUAUCUUUGGACGCCAGAAACGAGGUCGUCGUUGGUGGUGGUCGUAGUAAAAUGAAAUUGAGAGCGGUUGCCAGAGACUACUGGAAACUAUCUAAAGGGGGGCUGUCAGUGUAUGCAGCGUUAUCAGCAUUGCCAGGAUAUUUGGUAUCAUGUGGUCUCCUUACUGGUGCUAUUGGGAGUGUAGUAUUGAACUCAACAGGAGUGUUCAUGGGCACUCUGCUGUGCGCGGCGUCGUCUCAAGCGGUUAAUCAAAUAAUGGAGAAGGAAAGAGAUGGAAAUAUGACGCGAACUAAGUCUCGUCCACUACCAACUGGUCGGAUAACGACGUUUGAGGCCGGUGUAUUCGCCGCUCUUACAUGUGGUGUUGGGAACGGAAUACUCUAUAGUGUUGGCGGCGCGGUCCCGGUGAUAGUGGCAUUGUCGACAGCGGCGCUUUAUACGAUGGUAUAUACUCCCAUGAAAACUAAGUCGCCAUAUAAUACGCAUAUUGGCUCUAUAGCGGGGUCUUUGCCAGUCCUGAUUGGAUUCUCGGUGGCUGGCGUACCGCUAUUUGCUGACUUCGCACCGUGGAUGCUAUUCAUGUUACAAACGUUAUGGCAAUUCCCUCACUUCUACGCGUUAGCGUGGUUAUAUAGAUCCGACUACUCAGCUGCGGGGUACAAGAUGUUCCCACUGGAUGAUGAUACUGGUCGUAAAACAGCAGCUAUGUGUUGGCCGUAUAUGGUAGGGUUAGCUGUACUACCAGUGGUGGCUUCGGGGCUGGGUGUGACUAGUUGGAUGUUUGCAUUCUCGGCGAUGGUGCCGAAUUGGGUGUAUUACCGAUACGGGUUUGCGAAGUUUAGUAAAAAUCCGACCGCGGCAUCAGCUCGACGUUACUUCCUCCACUCGGUGUGGUAUCUUGGGGCUAUGAUGGGCUUAUUUGUGUUGCAUGCACAAAGUCCACACUGUAAGGAUGCAGAGGAGGUUGCUCGUCGGGGGUCAUGGUUCUCGGAAGAGAUGGACUUUGCGGAUUGGCGAACUGAAUUUAGGGCGGCGGUGGAGAGGAAAUGGUGCAUUCACGAUUGGUUGAAAUUCGACCCUACGGUAAGGGGUCGGCGUUGAGGAAAUGCAAGAUUGCAAGAUUUGGUAUUUUUGUAAUGUUUGUAUUAUGCGGAUUCCUCAUAUACGAAUCGUAUGUGAUGUGGUGGGGGCAAGGCUGCGUGUGAUUUUAGUUGGCACUCUUGGUGUGGUAGAAAUGGGUGGGAAAUGUGGUAUGGUGAAAAUCGAUCAGAUUUUCAGCGUGUGCCCAGAUGAAUAAAAUUUAAAUUCAAUGUUCAAUUCAUAUUACACGGUCAAAAGAAUAAUCGUGCACAAGAUUACGCGCGCCCUAAUAUUACGAGCAGCUAAUGACGGUUGUAUCGUCGUCACUUGAGUGUAUCACCGAGAAAAGUUCUUUGAAGACGCCCGGGAGCCUAAAACUCGGAAUACUCUGUAUAUACAAAGUCUGUAUUCCAAUGUGUUGCAUUGGUGACAACAGAUUCGAUGUGUACAGCUCGUAUAUUGCGUAUACGUCAAAGCUAAUGUUGAAAAUGUGGGAAUUUGUAUUUCAGUGAUAAAUUCCGCGACUCCGGUAUUGGUCGUAUUGUAGGUUGCUCGAGAGCUGUGUCCACCACGACCGGCAUCGUUAUGAGAUGGGAAGGUAUAUUUU